Erigeron canadensis is the source of this 1203-nucleotide messenger RNA. RefSeq lists its product as uncharacterized. The record is from RefSeq and is a predicted model, not a curated record. The transcript is spliced from 4 exons. Gene Ontology annotation, molecular function: nucleic acid binding. Gene Ontology annotation, biological process: DNA integration. NCBI's taxonomy places the organism in Eukaryota, Viridiplantae, Streptophyta, Magnoliopsida, Asterales, Asteraceae. The coding region runs from base 1 to 1203 and encodes 400 amino acids.
AUGCGGGAAGCUCAGAGUUCAAGGUACUCGAUCCAUCCUGGUGCUGACAAGAUGUACAAGGACCUGAAACUAGACUAUUGGUGGCCUGGGAUGGAAAGAGAGAUCUACGAGUACGUCAGCCGGUGCCUGACAUGUUCUAGAGUUAAGAUUGAACAUCAGAAACCUUCGGGGUUGUUGAAACAACUAGAAGUCCCGGUGUGGAAGUGGGAAGAUAUCACUAUGGAUUUUAUUAUGAAGUUACCUCGCACAAAGAACAACCAUAACUCUAUUUGGGUGAUAGUAGACAGACUGACGAAAUCCGCUCGUUUCCUUCCAAUUCGUGAUGACUAUCCGUUGGAAAGACUUGCAGAAAUCUAUAUAGAAUACAUUGUGACCAAGUACGGUGUCCCUUUGUCAAUUGUGUCAGACCGAGAUCCUCGUUUUACUUCUGAUUUUUGGCAGUCACUACAAGAAGCCUUAGGUACUAGACUGAACUUGAGCACCGCCUACCAUCCACAAUCUGAUGGACAGAGCAAACGUACUAUUCAGACAUUGGAGGACAUGCUUCGUGCCUGUGCAUUAGAGUUCAGAGGGAGUUGGGACAAGCAUCUCCCGUUGAUCGAAAAGCUUAAAGCUGCUCAAGACAGACAGAAGUCGUACGCUGACAAACGCCGUAAACCUCUAGAAUUCCAAGUGGGCGAUAAAGUUCUGUUAAAAGUUUCCUCGUGGAAAGGUACUACUCGUUUCGGCAAGAAAGGCAAAUUGGCGCCUCGAUACAUUGGACCUUAUAAGAUUAUCAAACGAGUUGGACCAGUCGCAUACAAACUAGAACUACCCAUAGAACAUGGCAAUGUUCAUGACACCUUUCACGUGUCCAAUCUAAAGAAAUGCUUGGCUGACGACCCAACCGUCAUUCCUGUUAAGGAUGUUCACAUCGACGAAGGGCUUGAGUUCAUUAAAGAACCCAUCGAGAUCAUUGAUAAAGAUGCUAAACAAACUAGACAGAGUCUUGAGUGGGCAGGACCUGAAUAUACUCAUAUUACUAUAUUUGUUCUCUAUUAUGUACUUAUGGUUCUAUGUAUGAGUUCUAUGUUUACUGCUAUCAAUUCAAUUCCCACAGUUCAAGGAAUGAACCAUAGCUUACUUGAUUAUGUGAGCUCACUGGUUCAUUAUAGUUCAUCUUUGGCCAAUCGGGUUAGCGGUAAUGAUAUGCUUACAUACUAA